This is a messenger RNA of Hyalella azteca, 4126 nucleotides long. RefSeq names its product galactosylgalactosylxylosylprotein 3-beta-glucuronosyltransferase P. NCBI's taxonomy places the organism in Eukaryota, Metazoa, Arthropoda, Malacostraca, Amphipoda, Hyalellidae. The coding region runs from base 236 to 1180 and encodes 314 amino acids. Gene Ontology annotation, molecular function: galactosylgalactosylxylosylprotein 3-beta-glucuronosyltransferase activity. Gene Ontology annotation, cellular component: Golgi membrane. The transcript is spliced from 6 exons. The record is from RefSeq and is a predicted model, not a curated record. Gene Ontology annotation, biological process: carbohydrate metabolic process; chondroitin sulfate proteoglycan biosynthetic process.
CGCGCAGGGCAAGGCUCCCGCUCCUUACAGCUGACUGCUCUUUCGCUACAGCGUCAGUAGCUCCCAGGCGUUCAACGUGUGUGGGUUGUAGUGGGUAGCGUUAGACCUGUUCAUCAAUUUUCGUGUGAGAAAUAAAUCGUAAUCACAUAUAGCUUGUGUGUCCGCAAGCAAAUCUUGCAGCGUCAGUUGCUAUUUACUUGGAUCGUGACUCGAUUGAAGUCUGACAGAUUACACGAUGUUUCACCAUCCGAAAAUUCGCAACGCUCUUCUCUUCUUCUUAGUGAUGGCCAUCACGAUUUUCUUCAUUAUUGGCAGAGAAUCCAGUCAUAGGCAGAGAGACACCAUUGUUGAGCAGGCGCCCAUAGAAGCGCCCGACACCUACACUCCUAACGAGUUGGGCGUGUGCACGGGCCGACGUUGGCCAGCGGACGUCCCCCCGCUGUACGUGAUCACUCCGACGUACCGCCGAGCUGAGCAGAUCCCUGAGCUCACCAGACUCGCCCAGACCCUCCUGCUGGUGGACAGCUUGGUCUGGAUCGUCGUCGAUGAUGCCGACGAACCCACGCCUGCGGUCGUCAACUACCUGCAGGAACGACGUAUAUGUCACGUCUACUUAAUAGCCCGAAUGCCGGCCAAGUUUCAAAAGUUAAAGAAUCCUCCGCGUGGCGUGGCCAACCGGCGGAAGGCGCUGGAGUGGUUGCGGAAGCAUGCGAAAAAGGGAGGCGCCUUCUACUUCGCUGACGACGACAACACCUACGACACGAGGCUCCUGGACGAGAUUCGCCACACCAAAAAAGUGUCCAUGUUUCCCGUUGGCUUGGUCACACAACUGGGAUUGAGUUCACCAAUUGUCCGCAACGGGAAAAUUGUCGGUUUUUAUGACGGCUGGAUUGCCAAUAGAAAAUUUCCAGUUGACAUGGCAGGAUUUGCUGUGAGCGUAGAUUUCCUUAACGCCAGACCUGAAGCUGAUAUGCCUUUCUUAGUCGGGCAAGAGGAAACCAAAUUUUUGGAGUCGCUAAAUUUCACAUUAGAUGACGUUGAGCUUCUAUCAAGUAAUGCUACGACAAUACGCGUGUGGCACACAAAGACGAAGAAAAAUAACAAAGCAAUUUUAGGUGCGAAGAAACUCAACUACAAGGACAGCAACAUCAACUUUCUACAAGAGCAGAUCUGGAGAUGAGAAAACCUUUUUUUAAGCCUUUACUUAAUUGAUGAAUAUCGAAAAAUUUGCUGUGCUAAAUCACGUCUACACGUACCUUAUUUGAACCGAAAAAUGUAUCACCGAAAGUAGCUAACCGUGCCGAAAAAAUGCGAUUGAACUAUUUAAAGCGAGCUAGCAGCAGUGUCAUCUAAAAGCUUCAUGCUAAUGAGAAAAACUAUCAGCUUAUUAGUUUUUUUUAUUUUAUACGUACAUGGAAUGAUAUCUCAUAGCUGUGAUGAUAAGAUGCCUCGUCACCCCAUGUGCCUUGAUGCAUAUGCAUCUUCCAGUCUUCACAUGAUGUUUUGUAUUCCAAUGUUAACUUUGAUUUGUCAGGCGUCAGAUCUCUUCAUUAAUUUAAUUGUAUAUUUUGUGUCGUGGUUUGUUUGUACGAGAAAGUGUGCUUUCUUGAAACCAUUCAUUCUGCGCUUCCCUUUUUCAUUCGGUUAUCGUUGAAAGAAAACGAAAAACGCCGUAGUAAAAAGUCUUCCUGAAUCUUCCAGUUCUAAUCUUGUUCAUAAUUCCUUCGUUGUUAUUCAACUUAAAAGGCAGUCUUCAAUCUUGGAACAGCAAAUUCCUCUGUUCCAAGCCGCUCUCUUGUACAAUGUUUAAAUUAUUGCUGCUACAGACGUAUUGCUGCCGAUGAUUCGGUAGCGGGAGUAGUUUGUCAAUGAUGUUAAAAUAUUUUACAUUUUCGUGUUAAAAAUAGAUAGCUACAGUUAAAUAUUCUGAUUUAGAUAUUCGAUAUGUUUUUGUAUUCUACGUUUCAAGUAAACUUUAACUAAGCUCUGCGGAAGCAAGAUUGAAAUUUACUCGUCUGCAUUUAUUAAUGGAUUGUUACUAUAAUUAAUAUUAUUUAAUAAUAAUAAUUUUUAAUUAUAGUGUUCCUGCAGUUCAGUAGGACGAUGAUGAUGUUCCCGCUAUGGAUUUUUUCAUGUCGGUAUCGACUUUCCACUUGCGCGUAUUUGCUUACUGUUGAUGAUGAGUGUUUCUUGUUCAAUUGCUUAGUCGAGCUGUUAAGUCGGUUUCUCCUGGUGUAAAAUCCUGAAAAAUCUCGUUUGCGUUCAUCUCCACAUUGAAGUUCAAUAAAAUACUUGCAUGACAAAACCUUCUCUCACAUUGAUUUCAAAGAAUACUAUUUUCCGGCGAUUAACAGCCAUGCAUUUUUUAAAGAAUACUGAGUUGCUAUGACGUGUUAAUUCUGAUGUUCUAUUUGACAUGAUGUUUGUGUGUGACGUUUGAUUCUUCGUGGUUGACUUUUGUGCCUUCAUUCAAAGCGGCUCUAAAUUAUCUCGUUUGGCAAGAUCAUUAUUGCGGCAAGAUUUGUUUAUCAGAUUUAUUUUCUUACGUGUCGUAAAUCGUGUAUGAUUUAUUAAUGAAGCUGUGGUCAGCAAGUCGAGCAUUUGAACUGCUGCGAGUGCCUUGCGUUUCUGUUGUGAUAUUUAGCUUGUAAAAAUAAAGUAGUAAUAUUCUGCUAGUAACUAAAUGUGCUCAAUUGUUGUGAGGCUGCGUAUGACAAAACAUUCAUGAAAACGUGAACAUUUUGCGUUUUGUAAUACUGUACAUGUUCUAGAAGUGAGAUUUCUUCAUUCGCGAAAAAGGAAUGCAUUAACUGUCCUGGUUGAGGUAUUUGGAUUCCUUCAUGACUUUUAUUCUGAGCUUUUCUUCAAUUAAACAAACGACAAUUACUCGGAAAAAACUCCGUCGUCACGAGGGAAUGGGGUUCAAGUGUCAUUCAGCGUUUCUGUUAUAUUGUUCUUCUUGCAUGCUGUAUCUAAUACGUCGUAAUUCGGCUUGUUUCAGAUAUCUGUUACAUGAAAUCAUAUUUUCUCUUGGUCAAAUUCUGUAACCACCACAGAAAUGAGUCCGCACUAAGGCCCGUUAGAACAUAUCUUUCUUUCUUGUGUCGUUUGACAAUUUUUGUUUGGCAAAAAUACUUGUGUCUUUUGGCAAUUUUUUUAAGUCAGAAAAACGAUUAAAAAUUAUAGGAUUAACACCACGUUCCCAGCCGGAGUUAUGAUGAAUAUAUAUCGCAUUUUAUUUACCACUUUUGUGUAGCUUAGAGUAUUUUUCUAGCCAAGUAUAAAUGAAAUAAUUUUGCUAUGUCAAUUCUAAACAAACGCAGCGUCGUCUGUUUACGGGCCCAGCUACUAAGCGUUCAACUUCCAGCCUUGGGCGAGUUUUCGCUCAUUUUAUAUUAGUAACAACCGACAUUAGGGGAUCCUUAGAUUUUCGUUGGAAUGGCCCAAAUCUAGCCAAUGACUAAGUAAGAUCUGCCAUUUUUUUAUGUUCACAUAUUUCUUUCUGUGAUUUCAUUUUGGUACGCACUAGCAUGCAUGUCAGGGAUCUAUCCAUAUUCUGUGGCUAUUCCGUUUCUUGCAUCUUGAAGCUAUUUUUGCGAGAGCCACAUCUCUCCUUCGCUCCUCGUCAAGAUGGUGGUUAAAUUCGGUAUUAUCAACGCGAAAUCCGCUUUACAUGCAGCUUGAUUCAUCGAAUAUUCAUAUUAUAACUUUGUUGACACCACUUAUGGAAGAAAGUCUUGGCUUGUCAGGCAGGUUAAAUAAUUUAUUUAUUUUUCACCCUCAUACUAUUUAUUAUCUAGUCUAAAACAAUGACGUGAGUACCGAUCAUUUCAUAUGGAACUCAUCUUCACGAUCCGUUGUUUUUCUCAUGCUCCCAUCUGAUUCAUUUCUCGUCAAUUUCAAUGUAUUUUUGGUGAUCCCGUCCGAUUCAUUCCUCAUGUUCCCGGCUCUUCGCUGAGCUGAUGAACUCGAGCUAUUUGCUUGCCUUUCGCUGUUUCUUAGUCGUUAACGAAUGUGAGGUUGAGCUCUUUCGCGAAACUUUCUAAACUUUGCCUAAUAAAAUUGCGUUUAUUAUUUUUUGUUUCCAUGUGACUUUUUUAUACUAAAUAUGAACGAUUUACUGAGA